Messenger RNA from Enterobius vermicularis (human pinworm), 960 nucleotides. Lineage: Eukaryota; Metazoa; Nematoda; Chromadorea; Rhabditida; Oxyuridae. The record is from the annotation of a GenBank genome assembly.
CUGAUUUUUUGCAGAAGACCUCUCCAAUCGGAUGUAGUGUUAAAGUUCAAGAAGAGUGACGUCUUCGACGCGACACCUCAUGUUGUGCUAUUUAAUGGUACUGCUGGCAGUGCAGUUAUUGUUGUGACUGGCCGGAAGAUAAGAAGUUCUGCUAUUUUAGAAAUUCAACAAUGCAAUUCUUCUAGCUCUCCACACGGUUGCCCUUUCGAUGUUGUUGGGCUAAGUUUCGACUUCCUUUUACUCAAUGUCAUUGGUUUUGCAUGUUACACUUUGUACAAUGUUCUUCUCUUUUUCGAUGAAGAAAUAAAGGAUAUAUAUCGUGAACUUCACCCACGUAGUCCGCCGCCUGUUCUGCUUAAUGACGUCGUUUUCGCAGCGCACGCGUUUGCAGCUUGUUUGAUUACUGCUCUUCAGUGCUUCUUUUAUGAGAGAGGAAAGCAAAGGAUAUCAUACACGUGUAUGGGGAUAUCGUCGGUUUUUGUUGUCUUUGCGAUUGUCUCGCUUACCCUUACCGUGUUCCGAAUGAUCGAUGCGCUAGAGUUUAUUAUGUUUUUAUCUUAUAUCAAAAUGGCAGUAACACUGUCAAAAUACUUUCCACAGGCAUUUUUUAAUUUCCGAAGGAAAAGCACUGUCGGCUGGUCAAUUGGCAACGUCCUACUGGAUUUGUGUGGUGGCACGAUGGACAUAUUUCAGAUGAUUUUACAAGCUUUGAAUACAGAUGAUUGGAGUGCAUUCAGCGGCAAUCCAGUGAAGUUUGGUUUGGGACUAGUAUCUAUAGUGUUCGACUUCGUAUUUAUCAUACAACACUAUGUUUUAUAUCGAAAUGCUGGUUUGCAGCCUGGUAGGUCCUACGAGGAUAUUGGUGCGCAAAGUGCCACUGGGUCAUCAAACAUGAGCGAUGAAGCAGAGUAUGGAAGUACAGUUCCUAUUCGGAAAGCAUCCGACAGUGAGUCGUCUUGA